Podospora pseudocomata is the source of this 1329-nucleotide messenger RNA. RefSeq lists its product as uncharacterized. The coding region runs from base 1 to 1329 and encodes 442 amino acids. The record is from RefSeq and is a predicted model, not a curated record. Gene Ontology annotation, molecular function: hydrolase activity, acting on ester bonds. The transcript is spliced from 2 exons. Lineage: Eukaryota; Fungi; Ascomycota; Sordariomycetes; Sordariales; Podosporaceae. Gene Ontology annotation, cellular component: cytoplasm.
AUGCCGCGAGACGCUGAAAGGACGAAAGCUGCUGGUGGUGGUUACACGAGGUUUACAAGGGUCAGACGGGCAUCGUAUUGCCGAGUUUUGUUGGUCGUGUCGACGUUUUGUCUACUCGGUCUUUAUUCACAGCUCCUUCGUGUAACAAGCCCAUUUUGCGAACAGCUUGGCGGCUUCAUCAAUCAUCGCCAUCGACCGCAACUCAGUCCCCUCCUGUCGCCGCUUAAGUUCAAAAAAGACGGCAGCUUCCAACUGAGCAUCUUUUCAGAUUUGCAUUUUGGCGAGAACGCCUGGGAACCCUGGGGUCCCAAACAAGACCUCGCCUCCCUCGGCGUGAUAAACUCUGUUUUGGACAGAGAACCAGAGACGGAUUUUGUGGUGCUGAAUGGAGAUAUCAUCACGGGGGAGAAUGUUUAUCUCGACAACGACACCCAGUAUAUCGACAAAAUCGCCGAGACGUUGGCAAGUAGAGAUAUUACGUGGGGGAGUACGUACGGGAAUCACGACUCGGACUGCAGGCUAUCGCCCACGGCGAUGUUUGAGCGGGAGAAGAGGUACAAAGGUAGUAGAACGGCGAGGAUGGUAAGGGGCAGAGAGGAGGGGGUGGGGGUGACGAAUUAUUAUUUGGAGGUGCAAGGGCUGGAUGCGAGGGUGGAGAUGGUGUUGUGGUUUUUUGAUAGCAGAGGUGGUUUUGUUUCCCAGGAGGAGGGAGGUGGGAAUAGGAGGAAGGGGAGGGAAAAUUGGGUUAGCAAGGAAGUGGUGAGGUGGUUUAGGGAGAUGAGCGGGAGGCUGAAGAGAGAGAAUGGGGGGAGGAGUUUGCCGGGGUUGGGGUUUGUGCAUAUCCCUAUUGGGGCUUUUUGGGAGGUUCAGAAAAGGGGGAUAGACGGGAAGAAGCAGCCUGGAAUUAAUGGGGAUCAGCCGGUUAACCGACAAGGGGAGGGGUGGUGUAAAGAUGGGAUGGAGGGUUGCGAGUAUGGGGGGCAGGAUGGGGGGUUUAUGGAGGCGGUGAUGGAGGAGGGGUUGUUGGGGUUGUUUGUGGGGCAUGAUCAUGGGGAUACAUGGUGUUCGGAUUAUGAAAAGGGGGGCAGGAGGGUUUAUUUGUGUUUUGGGCAGCAUACGGGUUAUGGGGGGUAUGGGAGUUGGAUUAGGGGAUCGAGGCAGGUGUGGGUUUCGAUUGAGGGGUUGAGAUUGCGGGAAAUGGAUACGUGGGUUAGGCUGGAGAGUGGGAAGGUGGUGGGGAGAGUGAGGUUGAAUGAGACUUUUGGGAGGGAUGAGUAUGAGGUUGUGGAGGAUGAGAGGACACAUUUGCCGGUUGAUGAGGAGAAUUAA